AUGGGUUUUUAUGAUAAGACCAUGGAAAUCUUUAAUGCAGCAAGGGUUGCUGGUUUGAUAGUUGAUAAGUUCACCUUUGCAGGUGCUCUAAAUGCGUGUGGUCAAACUGGGGAUCUUGAGUUGGGUAAGCUGAUUCAUGGGUCAGUUAUCGUGAGUGGAUUGGGUGCUAAAGUGUUUGUAACCAAUUCGCUCAUUGAUAUGUACUCAAAAUGUGGUGAGGUUAAUAGGGCCAGGCUUUUGUUCGAGAUUUCUGAUGAUUUGGAUGAAGUUUCUUGGAAUUCAAUGAUUGCUGGGUUUGUCAGAAUUGGUGCCAAUGAGGAAAUGUUGAAACUUCUAGGAAAAAUGAACCGAUCUGGAUUGAAAUUGAAUACUUAUACACUGGGAAGUGUCCUUAAGGCUUGUUGCCCACAUUUUAUGGAUUCAAAACAUUACGGAAAAGCACUUCAUUCCUGCUCAGUCAAACUUGGGCUGGAUUCAGAUGAUGUUGUUGCUACUGGAUUACUUGUUAUGUAUGCAAAGAGUGGUGAUUUGGUUGAUGCAAUCCAAAUUUUCAAACUGAUACCCAGCCAAAGCGUCAUCAUCUAUAAUGCCAUGAUCGCUGGAUUCCUCCAAGAUGAUACCAUUUAUGAUGAAUAUGCAAAUGAAGCUUUCAAUGUUCUCUGA
Messenger RNA from Corylus avellana, 663 nucleotides. Lineage: Eukaryota; Viridiplantae; Streptophyta; Magnoliopsida; Fagales; Betulaceae. The record is from RefSeq and is a predicted model, not a curated record.